UUUUGAGUUUAAAAAUAACCCCACCGUCAUCGUUUGACGUUUAAUUUUGGAGGUUAUUUUCCGCAGCCUACCAGUAGCCACAAAGUUGUGCAACGAACAAGAGCAGGAAAGCAUUAUCCGCCUCUUCCGAAGCCUGCGCCACCCGAAGCACCAGAAAGCACUAACACUAACACAAAAAAAAUCAUUUGGAAGUGACCAAUGGCCGAAGUGAGCAGCAUCCUUAACAAUCAACUUUACGUGCGAUUGCUCAAAUUUAGGGCCAACAGCAACUACAGUCGCGUACGCGUUACUGCUCAUACCGAUGGCAUCGGACCGGAGGCUGGCCUGAUGUUCCUGUGCAAUUGCUGUAUGGGGAGCUUUUAUAGCCCCAGCGACGUGUCGUGCCGAUUCCUGCUGGUUUUAUAUUACCAUCUGUACGAGCAGCAUCCGCACUUGCUGUGCGUAGCGCCGCUUGAUGCGCCAAAGGAAUACUGUUAGAUUGUGUAAGGGUUUUUGUGCAAUGUUCCUUAAAAUCUGCGACAAAUGUAGGAAGUAAAACCCACUUUGUGACUAAAGAGCCAACUCUUUCAAAGUUUUGAUUUCGUUAGAGUUUUGGUUUAUAAUUCAACGAUUCCAAUUACGGGAGGUUUGCCGUCUGCGAUCUUCAAAUCUUCCAAAGAAAUUGCAAGUUUCCGUGUGACCUAGUUGAGCGAUUGAAUCGGACCCAGACACUCCAUUAUACUUCCCAUCAAUUCUACGCACAUCUCCUGGUUCCAAUAUCCUGAAGGUCCUGCCCUUCCCCAGUCCAAAAGAUAUGGUCGAAAACCAAACAUUUGUCAAAAUUCACCCCAAAAACAUCUAGCAGCCAUGGAAAUGAAUUUCGAAGGCGGAGAUCUUCAAUGUUCCAGAGCCUCAAAAAAAACCCAGCCUCCUGUGAUACCCGUCAGCGGAGGGAAAAGGGAAAAGAAAACAACGCAAAGAGAAGCAGCUCAUAUCACACUCUCUGCCUGAAAGUAAUCGAGUAGAACGUUGGCAAACUCCGAAGCAUCCACACCUGGGACGGACGGAACAGGACCGAGUAGGGUAGAAUCCGGGAGAAACACACACCAAAAAACAAGUCAUCCCGCCCCAGCAGUUUCAAGAAAACCCAUCAUUGAGGGCGCGCGAAAUGAUGUUUCGAUUGCGCUGAUAAUGGUGUGUGUGCGUUGCCCGACCCGGACGAGUGAUAACACGCGGCGAAAAACUGUCUUCUUCAACCCCUCGGGAUCCCCAUUCUACGACGAUUCGUCCCUGUCUAGCGAUGUGUAAACAGACGGGAUGGACUGCGAAAAAGACUGCGCCGUCCCUCUUCCCUUUUACGUUACAGUUACCCUAAUCGCAGCCCGCAGCCAUUCAAUCAGUCUAGUCAGCCGGCAAUAGCCAGUAGUCAGAGAGAUCUUCACCGUAUCGCGGGAUAGCAAUCACCGUUCCCGAGAUGACGGGUUUUGGGUGGGUAAUGGCCCCGUUCCCGUCGCCCUCUCACGAUCGCAUGUGCAACAGAAAUGGUGUCCUUGUACGGGACCGUCGUCGCCGUCGUCGGCGUCGUGGUCGUCCUCGUCCGUAUCAUCGUACUGGCUUCGCUUCGGGAAGGACGCACACGCUCGGGCCGGGCUCGUGCACCGGGCCGCUAUAAAAGCGGUCCCCUUAUCGGACGGCGUGCUCAAUCGGCCGAAGGAUACUAUCGGCACCACGUGGUCGGCAGUCAGUUUGCGGUGGUGCGGUGCUUUCGAGUGUUUGGGCCUGUCCGUGCGGUGUCCGUGUCGGAGCGGCUCUUCGGAUCCUUACCGGUUUUUAGGAACGUUUUAGGUUUUUUUGUGGAAUUAGUGAACAGUUUUGAGCCUAGUUCCCAGUGGUGGGCUACAAACUUCCUGUACCAAGAAUCAGGAUAAGGCAGUGCUUUCAAGUGAAUCUUACAAAAGGGAAGGACGCUCAACAGGUGCUGUAAAUUGUGGUGUGCCUGUGUGUUUCAUGGUCAAGAAUACAGGAUGUGAUAUUGCUGAUAAGCCUUACCGACCCGCCUACCAGUCCAGAAUCAAGGCUGUGUGUGCAUUAGGAUAAUUUUGUUUGCGGCGUGCCACCUGUUUUGCAUCACUAACCUGGAAGUCAUUAUUCAAGGUUGACAACGACGACGCCGCCUCAGCAGCAAUGGUGUGCCGUGUGUCCCGGCAAAGUGUGUAAUAAAAUUCCCUCGUCUUGUUAAUGCGAAAGAAAACUCCCCCGAGAGUUGUGUGUGCGGGUGUUGUAGGGGAAAAGGUUCUGUAUCACCCCCACGGAAGACCGUCAACCAUCCUUGAAGAAGGGCCCCGGAGCUCUAAAUGCGUCUAUCGAUCAGACGCCAAACCAGCCCGAUCCGGUACACACGCUCCAUCCCCAGUACAGCAGGCUCGACAUGGUAAUGGAAUGCGAUCCAUAACGCUGUUACGAACGUAUAAAAAUAAUCCUUGCGUAAAAUCGAGCAACUGGCCGUGAAAAGCCUGUGUCGAUAGCGAAGAAACAAAGCAACAACGGUAACCAGCAACCAGACAGAAACCGGCCAUAGUUUGUACCGGUGUAUCGCUGUGCUAUCAGUUAGAUAAAAGAAACGCACUCACUAAACUAACUACCCAACUUCGCUUCGCUCGGUAUGCAAAUGAGCCGCGUCUGCAGCACGCGCGGUGCCAUAUAAAAUGUCAACGGGACGUAAAUUAUCGCGUGACGAUCAAGGAGCACCUUGUCAGCUGUAUCGCCCAACGCUGAUGAUGAUGAUGAUGAUGGCACACCCAAUCGACUGGGAUCGGUUCACCGAGGCCAAUGGCCAAAGCAAGCAGAAGCAGCACUAUCUUCACCAUCUAUCCCACCGUCUCUGCAACGCCCUGUAAGAGCAUUGUUACAAACAGCAGCACCUCACCGACAGGAGCGGUCACCACCGUCAGCGAUGGCCAGCUGGGCCGGGCGCAACAGAAACGGGGCGUCACUGAACUGCGUUCCGUUUGUGUGCUGUGCCGUUUUACUAUGCUGGGUGGGCUGCCAUACGCCGCCGCCCGUUACGGCACACCCCCGUGACCAUCGGCCCACCGUACAGCGAACGGUGGAGGAUACCGAAAUUGGGCAGCUUCUGAGCAGCCUGCUGGACGGGGCUGGCCGGGACGGGGACGAUUACAACUUGGAGGAGGACGGUGAGUCGACGGGCGGUGGUGUGGCCGGUUCGGCCGGAAGUGGCAACGGUUCGAGUCUCGCCGGGGGCCACAUCGACCGGGUGCACAAACGGAGCCUUAGCAACCUUGAGAUACAACCGAUCAUUGACGAUACAAAUUACACCGUGUACCAUGUGGGUGUGCUGAUGGCAUCGCAUCUCGACUCACCUUUCGACCUGGAACGCUGUGGACCGGCUAUCGAUUUGGCGCUCGAGCUGGUCAACCAAAGUCUCAUGAAAGUGCACAACGUACGGCUCAGCAAGGUGCAGCGAAGCUAUGCCACCUGCUCCGGCUCCAAAUCACCCGGGCUGGCGGCCGAUUUGCACUUCAAGCAUAGCGUGAUCGCGUUCAUCGGACCGGCCUGUGCCUUUGCGCUCGAGCCCGUCGCCCAGCUGGCCGACUACUGGAAUACACCCAUCAUCACCGGGAUGGGCGAUCAGCCCCCAUCGGAGGGUGAACUCUCGGUAACGUCCGGCAUUCUGGGCCGCUUGAGCAACAGGUGGAAAAAUGAUAGCUCGGGUAUGUUCAAGGAUAAGUCCCGCUACCAGACGCUCACCCGCAUGUCCUACUGCCAGUGCCGGCUGAAGCUGGUGUUCUCGAGCAUCUUCCGCCAGUUCGGCUGGCGCCAUAUCGCACUCAUCAUCGACCGGUCAGAUCUGUUUUCGCUGACGGUUGGAAAGAACCUGGAGUACGGGCUGAAGGACGAGGAGCUGCUCAAGUUUGUGCGCGAGCUGGACGGUAACGAUGAGGAGGACAUCGAAGCCUACCUGAAGGAUGCGAGCAUGUACGCGAGGGUGAUAAUACUGUCCGUGCGAGGUUCGCUGGUGCGCAAGUUUAUGCUUUCCGCCCUGGCGCUCGGUAUGACGCGCGGCGAGUUCACCUUUCUCGAUGUGGAAAUCUUCCAGAGCUCCUACUGGGGCGACCACUACUGGGAGCUGGGCGACGAGGACGACUUUAAGGCGCGCAAAUCGUACGAAGCGUUGCUGCGCGUCUCGCUGCUACAGCCGACCAGCCCGACCUACCAGUACUUUGCGGAAAAGGUGCGCGCACUGGCGAAGCAGGACUACAACUACACGUUCGUGGAGGACGAGGAGGUGAACUUCUUCAUCGGUGCGUUCUUUGACGGCGUGUACCUGCUCGGGAUGGCGCUGAACGACACGCUGAACGAGGGCGGCGACAUACGGGACGGUACGGCGAUUACGCGGAAAAUGUGGGGCCGUGACUUUGAGGGGAUCACCGGACACGUGCGGAUUGAUGACAACGGUGAUCGUGAUGCGGACUAUUCCAUCCUCGACCUGGAUCCAAUUACCGGGCGGUUCGAGGUGGUGGCCCACUACUACGGCAUUACGCGGGAAUACUCACCCGUCAAGGGGAAGAAGAUUCAUUGGCCGGGCGGUCGCGAAGGUCCACCGCCCGAUGUGCCCAAGUGUGGAUUCCUCGGCACAUCGCCUGCCUGCCAGGGCAAUGGUGACAUGAUUAUCCUUUAUGGGCUCGUUGGAUUCGGCAUAAUCUCCGCCUUUGCCGCUGCGGUCACGUAUAUACUGUGCAAACAAAUGAAGCUUAAUAGCGAGCUGAACAACAUGUCCUGGCGGGUCCGGCCGGACGAGGUGCUGCUGGAGGUGGGCAAAAUGUUUGGCAGCAAAAUGGGACUGCAGAAGCUGAACUAUGAGAACUUUUCACUGCAGCAGUUCGGGCUGAACUCGGGCCGCGUUUCGAUAGCAUCCGGCAACUCGCAGCUGCCCGCCCAGCUCUUCACCACCAUCGGCAUCUACAAGGGCGAACGGGUCGCCAUCAAAAAGGUGGCCAAAAAGAAGGUCUACAUCACCUCCACGCUGCUGUGGGAGAUCAAGCAGGCGCGCGACGUGAGCCACGAAAAUACGGUCCGCUUUGUGGGCGCCUGUAUCGAUCUGCCCCGCCCGACAAUCCUCAUCCUGACCGAGUACUGCCCCAAGGGUAGCCUGAAGGACGUGCUAGAGAACGAAGCGAUUCAGCUCGACUGGAACUUCCGCAUGUCGCUGAUACACGACGUCGUGAAGGGUAUGGCCUAUCUGCACAACAGUGACGUCGGCGUGCACGGUAAGCUGCGCUCCUGCAACUGUCUCAUCGACGGUCGAUUCGUGCUGAAAAUCUCCGACUUUGGGCUGCGCACGCUGACCACGCCGUCGGAGUACGUGCGGGACCAGAACUACUACAACAAGCUGUUGUGGGUUGCGCCGGAGCUACUACCCGCCACCGUCAUCCCGGGUACGCCCGCCACCCAGAAGGGGGACGUUUACUCGUUCGCUAUCAUACUGGAGGAGAUCGUGGUGCGCGGUGGCCCGUACGAGACGGCUCGCCAGUUUCUGGACCCGCAGGCGAUUGUGGAGCGGGUGGCACUGCACGAGAGCCCGCCGUUUCGGCCGUUCGUGGGACAGCGGGACUGUCCGCCCGAUCUGCUUGACCUGAUGGAGAAGUGCUGGUCGGACAGCCCGGACGAUCGGCCAACGUUUUCCGGCAUCCGGAGCAGCGUGCGGCUGAUCAUGAAAGGAUUCUGCGAGAACCUCAUGGACGAUCUGCUGCGCCGCAUGGAGCAGUACGCCAACAACUUGGAAAGCUUGGUGGAGGAAAAAACCGAACAGCUCAGCAUGGAAAAGCGGCGCACGGAGGAGCUGCUCUACCAGGUGUUGCCGCGCCCCGUCGCCCAGCAGCUGCUGGCCGGCGAGAUGGUUCAGCCAGAACAGUUCGAGUGUGUCACGAUCUAUUUCAGUGAUAUCGUCGGCUUCACCGCCCUGUGCGCCCAGAGCCGCCCGAUGGAGGUGGUGGACUUUCUGAACGAUCUGUACAGCACGUUCGAUCGCAUCAUCGGGUUUUACGACGUGUACAAGGUGGAAACGAUUGGCGAUGCGUACAUGGUGGUGUCGGGGCUGCCGGAACGGAACGGGCACGACCAUGCGCGUGAGAUUGGGCUGAUGGCGCUGGCGAUACUGGAUGCGGUCAGGUCGUUCACCAUCAAGCAUAAGCCGGAGUAUCAGCUGAAGAUACGCAUCGGCAUUCAUUCGGGACCGGUUUGUGCCGGUGUCGUCGGGCAGAAGAUGCCCCAUUACUGUCUGUUUGGGGAUACGGUCAAUACGGCCUCGCGGAUGGAAUCCACUGGACAUCCACUCAAAAUUCAUGUGUCUGAGGCAGCCAAGCAAAUACUGGACAAAUUUGGAACGUUUCGGACGGAGCUGAGAGGAGACGUUGAGCUGAAGGGUAAAGGGAUCGUCACGACCUACUGGUUGCUGGAGUGCUCUGAACCCGACCCACGACCCCCGACACCGAUGAGAAACUAUAAUGAAAACGAAGUACCAUUCCCGAUACUGUUCCCAGCGAUCGGAAAGUAAGGGAUUCUUCCCUUCACUCCCUGCAGCAUGCUGCAGUGUGUCCCGCGUGCUGCUGUCUCGUUACUUGUCAAUGUUAGCCAACUCUGUGUCUUUCGCUUCGUAAUAUUCGUCUCUCGGCCCGGAUAAUGGUGUGACGGUGUGCGAAGAAGAUUGUCGGACGGUUUCAGUCACGGGCCACGGGUGGAAUGUCGUCCGCAUUUAUGUGUCAAUUGAAAUCAGGAUCAACAUGUAUAUGUCUAUGUGUGUGUGAAUGUGUAGGUGUGAUUUGUAGCAGCAUACCCGUACCAUAUUAUUAACCAAUUGUCCAUAUUUGGCUGCAGAGCUGGUGCUGGGUAGUAUAACAGCGGGGAAGGUUUUUAGGGGAGAGAUAUGAUACGAAGAUGGUAAACUAUUUUGUGUAGCAUUUAUAGCCACCCGGACGUAACCGGUGUACCAUAAUGAGAACUAUUUUGAUGUAUUUUCGCUGUUAUUGCGACCAUGUAUGAAUAAAUGUGA
This is a messenger RNA of Anopheles coluzzii, 7048 nucleotides long. Its product is annotated as atrial natriuretic peptide receptor 1. The coding region runs from base 2933 to 6553 and encodes 1206 amino acids. Gene Ontology annotation, molecular function: guanylate cyclase activity; protein kinase activity; ATP binding. Gene Ontology annotation, cellular component: membrane. NCBI's taxonomy places the organism in Eukaryota, Metazoa, Arthropoda, Insecta, Diptera, Culicidae. The transcript is spliced from 17 exons. The record is from RefSeq and is a predicted model, not a curated record. Gene Ontology annotation, biological process: cGMP biosynthetic process; receptor guanylyl cyclase signaling pathway; protein phosphorylation.